Molecule: messenger RNA, 1778 nt
Organism: Balaenoptera ricei (Rice's whale)
Lineage: Eukaryota; Metazoa; Chordata; Mammalia; Artiodactyla; Balaenopteridae
Gene: DNAJB12
Product: DnaJ heat shock protein family (Hsp40) member B12
Exons: 9
Coding region: 101-1231 (376 amino acids)
Biological process (GO): cellular response to misfolded protein
Cellular component (GO): endoplasmic reticulum membrane
Molecular function (GO): Hsp70 protein binding
Source: RefSeq, a predicted model, not a curated record
UCAUCACCCUGCGACCGCCUGCCCCGCGACGCGCCGGGUGCUGGCGCAGCUCUUCGCUCUCCCGGCCUCCCCCUCCCUGGUUCCGCGCUCUGGUUCCGCCAUGGAAUCCAACAAGGAUGAAGCCGAGCGCUGUAUUAGCAUCGCCCUCAAGGCCAUCCAGAGCAACCAGCCCGACCGGGCGCUCCGCUUCCUGGAGAAGGCGCAGCGGCUGUACCCGACGCCGCGAGUUCGCGCCCUGAUCAAGUCCCUCAACCAGAAACCACAGUCGGCCGGCGACCAACCGCAACCCGCCGAGGCAACCCAGGCGACUCAUAGGAAAGCAGGUGGGGCCAGCGCCCCCUCGGCCAACGGUGAAGCCGGAGGAGGAGAGAGCACCAAAGGCUACACUGCCGAACAAGUAGCGGCCGUGAAAAGGGUCAAGCAAUGUAAAGAUUACUACGAGAUCCUGGGGGUGAGCAGAGGGGCCUCAGAUGAGGACCUGAAGAAGGCCUACCGCAGACUGGCCCUCAAGUUCCACCCUGACAAGAACCGCGCGCCUGGCGCCACUGAAGCUUUCAAAGCCAUUGGCACAGCAUACGCAGUACUUAGCAACCCAGAGAAAAGGAAGCAGUAUGACCAGUUCGGCGAUGACAAGAACCAGGCAGCCCGGCACGGCCAUGGGCACGGGGACUUCCACCGCGGCUUUGAAGCCGACAUCUCCCCUGAAGACCUCUUCAACAUGUUCUUUGGAGGUGGCUUCCCGUCUAGUAACGUCCAUGUCUAUAGCAACGGCCGCAUGCGCUACACGUACCAUCAAAGGCAGGACCGCAGGGAGAACCAGGGUGAUGGUGGGCUGGGGGUGUUUGUCCAGCUGAUGCCCAUCCUCAUCCUGAUCCUCGUGUCAGCUCUCAGCCAGCUCAUGGUUUCCAGUCCACCCUACAGUCUCAGCCUGAGACCGUCGGUGGGCCACGUCCACAGGCGAGUCACCGACCACCUGAACGUCGUUUACUACGUGGCAGACACGUUCUCUGAGGAGUACACGGGCUCCAGCCUCAAAAUGGUUGAACGGAACGUGGAAGACGAUUAUAUUGCCAAUCUCCGAAACAACUGUUGGAAGGAGAAGCAGCAAAAGGAAGGCUUGCUGUACCGGGCCCGCUACUUUGGCGACGCAGAUAUGUACCACAAAGCACAGAAGAUGGGCACCCCGAGCUGUAACCGACUGUCAGAGGUGCAGGCCUCCCUGCAUGGAUAGUCCUGGGCCAGCCUGCCACCGAGGUCCAAACUAUGAAAUCCCUGGAGAACUUGUGGUGACAUGCACUGAGCCAAGGUGACGAACUGUAUAUUUAAGGAAAGACAAAAAAAGAAAAAAAAAUUAAAAUGGAAUUGGAGGCCGGACGCUGCACAACUGCCCUCUCUCUCACCCAGUAAAUGCAGAAAGCUGUUAGGACAGACAGGAAAACCUGCCAUGGGGCUGCUUCCCUUCCUCCCAGGGCUGGCAGAGGCUCAGGCUCCACAUCGGCUCUCUCCUAGGAUACAGAAACCAUGACAACGAAAGUAGAAUGUAAAACUUGCAGCAAAUGUCUGUAGGAAGGGCUGGGGGAGGGGGCACCCAACUGCCUUUCUUCCCCCCUCCCAGGAGCUACCACCAGUCACCUCAGUGGAGGUAAUCAGAGGUGUUGGCCAAGGAUAGAGAGGAGGAGGAAAGAGAACUCUCUGUAGAAUGUAAUUUAUAGAUGCGUGUAUAUGUAUAUAUCUAUUUAUAUGUAAAUAACAUAUAUAAAGAUAUAUAGAUAUAUAGA